Messenger RNA from Rhopalosiphum maidis (corn leaf aphid), 5612 nucleotides. Its product is annotated as kinase D-interacting substrate of 220 kDa B-like. The record is from RefSeq and is a predicted model, not a curated record. The transcript has 31 exons. Lineage: Eukaryota; Metazoa; Arthropoda; Insecta; Hemiptera; Aphididae. The coding region runs from base 6 to 5288 and encodes 1760 amino acids. Gene Ontology annotation, molecular function: protein binding.
UAAGUAUGACUGACAAUGAAGACAAUCAAAAUGUACCAGUCAACAUUCGUUACUCUCGAGGUUUUUCAUUUUUACGUUUACAACUUCCAACAACCAAUGAGUUUAGUGAUUUGAGACGACCACAAAGAUCACGUAGUCAAGGUUUUCUUACUGGGUUGUCAAAUCGUUUACCGUCAUUUUCUAUCACUGGUCCAUUAUAUGAUGAUAGUCCAUUACCACCUAGUGAUAAUACAAACAAAAGAUUCAGCUUUGCACAUUUCAGAAAAAUUUCAUCGGCGAAUUUACACACUAGUGAUUCAAUGGUGUCGUUAUGCUACAGAGCUUUACAUAAUUACAUCUCAGAAAAUAAUUUAGAGGGUCUUCAAGGAUUUCUUGAAAACCGCCGUGUUCUUGUUGAUGAUCGGGAUGAUAACGGAGCUACUGCUUUACAUUAUGCCGCAACUAAAGGAAAAUUACAAUUUCUCAGAGAGCUUAUUAAUCAUGGAUCAGAUGUUAAUAUUGAAGAUAAUGAUAAUUGGACAGCAUUGAUUUGUGCUGCCAAAGAAGGUCAUACCGAUAUAUGUGCUGAAUUAUUAGAUCAUGGAGCUGAUAUUGAACACCGAGAUAUGGGAGGAUGGACGUCACUUAUUUGGUCUAGUUACUGUGGAUACCCUAACUUGGCUAAUUUUCUAUUGGACCGAGGGGCUGACAUAAAUGCUCAUGGAAAUUUUCAUAUUACUGCAUUAGUUUGGGCUGCAGGUAGAGGACAUACAAAGUUGGCAUGUAAUUUAAUAGCACGUGGUGCUAAAGUCAACGUUGGCGACAAGUAUGGAACUUCUGCAUUAGUAUGGGCAUGUAGAAAAGGUGAUGUAGAACUAGUUGAUACAUUGUUAAGAGCUGGAGCUAAUGUUGACACUGCUGGAAUGUAUUCAUGGACUCCAUUAUUAGUAUCUUCGAUGGGAAAUCACACUGAAGUAGUAAACCUACUCCUUGAACGUAAGCCAAAUGUCAAUGCUCUAGACCAAGAUGGAUGUACUGCUUUAACGAUUGCAUGUAAAGAAGGAUAUUACGAUAUUGCUAAUUCUCUUUUAAAUGCUGGAGCUUAUAUAAAUAUACAAGACCGUAGUUCAGAUACUAAUCUUAUACAUGCUGUUAAAGGAGGUCACCGAAAUAUUGUGGAAGCGCUUCUUAAAAAAUAUGCAGAUGUCGAUGUUAUGGGAAAAGAACGGAAAACUGCAUUGUAUAUUGCUGUAGAAAAAGGCAAUACAGCAAUAAUUAAGUUAUUACUUGGUGCAAAUCCUGAUUUAGAAAUUUCUACAAAAGAUGGUGAUACACCUUUGAUGAGAGCUGUUAGAAACCGUAAUGCUGAAGCUGUUCAACUUUUAAUUGAAAAGCGUGCUCGUGUACCAGCUACAGAUAAACGUGGAGAUACAGCUUUACAUAUCGCUAUGAGAGCUAGAGCUAGAGGAAUUGUUGAAAUUUUGCUACGAAAUCCUAAAAACAGCCAGCUAUUAUACAGACCAAAUCGAGCAGGUGAAACACCAUAUAAUAUGGAUGUUAAUGCUCAAAAGCCUAUUCUUAGUCAAAUAUUUGGUUCGAGGCGUCUUAAUACUAAUGAAGAUAAUGAAAACUUAUUGGGAUAUGAUCUUUACAGUAGUGCACUGGCUGAUAUGCUUAGUGAACCUACUUUAUCAAUGCCAAUAACUGUUGGGUUAUAUGCUAAAUGGGGUAGUGGAAAAUCAUUUCUGCUUAAUAAAUUGAGAGAGGAAAUGAAAAAUUUUGCUCAUCAAUGGACAGAUCCAUUUUUUCAAUUCCCAUGGUUAAUAUUGGGUGUGGCACUUCACUUUUGUUUCAUUGCUGGUACUAUGGUUGUAGUCUUGACAUCAUCAUCACUUAUUGCAAUUAUCACAACAUUUAGUUUAUUAGCUGGUAUAUUUUUCUUCCUGAUAAUGGUAUACUAUGGCAGUCAUAGACUUGAUUGGGCUUAUAAUUGUAUCAGCUAUCUAAGCCAAAAAGCAGUUACAACACGAAUAAUUCUACAAAUAAUAUUUUGUCAUCCACCAGGUUCAAGUUGGGGGACAUCAGUUACAGCACAACCUAUUCGAUUUUAUUUUACUGACCAAACUCGAGUAAGUAGUACAACACCUGGAGAAAGUACAAUUAUUCAAAUGAUAGGUUCAUUAUAUGAUUCAAUUGAAAAAGAUUUUGGAUCAAUUUCUACCCGUUUGUACAGAGCUUUUCGUCCAAAACCUGUAAAACUUACUUCACCUUGGAAAUGGCGCAAAUUAUGUUGCAUGCCAAAUAUAAUACUAUUUGAAUUAUCAUUUCUAUGCGUCUUAUUAGUAACACUAAUUAUUGCUAUGAACAAUGGUACAUUAACUUUUAUAAAUGAUUUUUCAAUUGACAAAGCUAUUGGAAAUGUUAUACUAUUUUGUUGUGGGAUGUUCAUUUUAUUACUAUUGAUAGGAAAUUUAUAUACAUUCAGUCAAUUACUACAAUCAUUAGUAUUCUCACAACGUAAACAAUUAAGGAGAGCUACAUCAAGAUUAGAUACGUUAAAGUCUGAAGGAUUUAUUCAAGCAUUACGGACUGAAGUUAAUUUAAUGACAGAAAUGGUGCGUUGUUUAGAUGCAUUUACUCAACAACAAACUAGAUUGGUAAUAAUUAUCGAUGGUCUAGAUUCCUGUGAACAGGACAAAAUAUUAUUACUUUUAGAUGCUGUACGGAUGUUAUUUUCUGAACAAAAUACCCCUUUUAUAGUGGUCUUAGCUAUUGACCCACAUGCAAUUUCUCAGGUAAUUGAAUUAAAUAGUCGACGGUUAUUAAAUGACAUGAAUUUUUCUGGACAUGAUUAUCUUAAAAAUAUGGUUCAUUUGCCAUUUUUUCUUCAAAAUUCUGGUUUACGCAAAGUAAAAUUAGCUCAAAAAUCAUCUCAAUCACAUCGUAAAAGUGUUACUAACCAAAUGGAUGAAUGUGGAUUGGUACAUUCAGCUUCAACACGGCGAUUAUCUAAUGAGUCUACUACUUUAAAACCUACAAUGGGCUCUUCUGGAGGCCUUAGUCGAAGCAAGGGUAACAUAAAUUCUACCAGGAAUAAAUUAAAAUCUAGUGAAAGUAUUGCAAGUAGCAUAGCUAGCAACAUUCAUAGAUUAGGUGGUCCACAAGAUCUUUCUAAAAUUUUGUUGACUGAUGACUAUUUUAGUGAUGUGAAUCCUAGAAGUAUGAGACGUUUAAUGAAUAUUGUUUAUAUUACAGGUCGUUUAUUGAAAGCAUUUCAAUUAGAAUUUAAUUGGUAUCAUUUAGCUAGUUGGAUAAAUAUUACAGAACAAUGGCCUUAUAGAAUAUCUUGGAUGAUUAUUUUUCACGAUACUAAUGAGGAUACUAUUGAUGAUUCGAUGUCAUUAAAAACUUUAUAUGAAAAAGUACGUCGUCAAAUACAACUUUCUAAAGACAUUGAUCCAUUAAUGGAGAUGGACAAAGAUGAGAAAAAAUUUGAAAUAUUUCUUUCUUUUCAUCGAACAACAUUACUUGUUAGUGAUUUAAGAAUUUUCUUACCAUUUACUAUCAAUCUGGAUCCAUAUUUGAGAAAAGUUAUUAAAGAUGAAAUGCAAAACUUUGAAGAUUCCACUGUUUUUAGACCAACAAUAACACAAAAUGAAUUACAAACACGGAGAGUGCAAAAUCAACUUAUGAGAAGACAGAAAAUGGGAGCUAAACUAUCACUACAGCAUGAAACCUUACCAACGACAUUGAUGCUAAAUGAACCACAAUCUACUGUAUUAUGGAAUCAACAAGUUCAAAAUCGAUGGCAUACACCUUAUGAUGAAUUACCGAAUCAACUUCAAAAUUUUUCUAUUUCAUCAUUAUCUGAUGAAUUUAACAAUAUUAAACUAUCAUCAUCAAGUGUAGAUGAAAUUUGUAAGUUGUUAACAAGAAUUAGAGAUUUACAAGAGUCAAACAUUCCAAAAUACACACAAAUAAUUAAAGAUAACAAUCUUACUGGUUGUGUACUGCUACACUGCAAUUUGAAUGAACUUAAAAAUGUAUUAAAAAUGAACUUUGGAGAUUGGGAACUUUUCCGUAUAGUUUUAUUAGCAUUGCGGGACAAAGAGUACUUAAUAAAUAAUGAAACCAACAGUAAUAUUAAUUUUAAACACACAAGAUCGGGUAGCUCUAAAAACCAAUCUCAUGAAAGAAGAGGAUCUUCUAAUAAUAGUAAUAAUGUACAAGGAACUUUAAACGAUAAAGAUCAGAAAGGGUCAAAAAUAUCAUCAGUUGAAAAACAAGUAACAUUAGAAGAACAAAUGAUUUGUGGUGCAUUACAAACUCUGAAUGAAGAAGCAUGUGAAGAUGUCCUGGAAGAAUCUGAAGAACAAGGUACCAUAGCAGCAGCUACUUAUUUGCAAGUACCACAGCAACCUAUCGACAUAAUUACAGAUUUUGAGCAGUGCAAUGAAGGUGAUGGAUCUGUAUGUAGUACAACUUCAAGUAACGAUAAUGGAGGAGAUGUUGAUGCAUUUUUGCUUCAGAAUUCACCUCAUCAUAGUAUUGUUCAAUAUCCAGCAUUUCAAUAUGAAGGAAAUAAUUCUAUUUCAGCAAAUUCAUUAAACAAUACUCCAAUUGCUUCUAGAAAAAAUCUUAUUGAUUAUAAAACAUGUAUUGUAACUACAACUACUGAAAAAGCUGGAAAACCGUUUUUGCUUAAAUCCAUUAAAAGACCAGCAUCAUUAGUAAUGAACAGGCUUGAUGAUGCAGACACAAUACCAGAAACAAAAAAUUCUGUACAAGCUAGUGGAAUUGUAAAACAAGGUAUCGCAGGCUCAGUCGGUAUGUUAAGUUGUUUAGUAGCGAGUACAAGUUGGGUGCAACAACCCCCUGCAGUUACUAUAUCGCCAGUUUGCAGCAAUGAAAAAUUACCAACAAGUCCGCCACAAGAUACAAAUCAUUCUUCAGCUAUGUGUGCAACUGCAAGCAGUGAUGAUGAAAGCACUCCUUUAGUGUCGGACAUGUCUUCACCACAAUCUGACCACUUGCAAUCAAAUACUGACCGAUCAGACAAAGUAUAUACAUUUAAUGGCAUGUACUAUAAAGAAAACUCUCAACAUUCUUUGACCUCUCAAUUAUCUUCAAAAAGUACCGAAUCUUUGCAAUUGAGAUCAGAAGGUGGAGGUUGUUCAUUUGAUGAAGACAUAGAUCUUCUUCAUGGAAUUAAUAGCAUUCAAUCUAGAUCUAGAAGAGUAUCAUUUGACAGUGAUAUCAGUAUUUUAGGCCAUCCAUAUGACUGGAACGAUCCUGAAACUAUGGUGUAAACACUAUAAUAUGAUUGUAUUACAAAUAUAUUAAUCCUUUUUGACUUUAUAUUAUAAUACAUAUUUCAUUUUAAGCUCAUUUGCAUUCUAAUUUAAAUUAACUUUUUUUUUAAUAUUAAUUGAUUUAUAUUUAAAUUUAUAGUGUUCAUGUUUUCCAAUGCCUAACUUAAAGAUUUUUAUUUACAUAUUACACAAAUUAUAUUCAUAUUAAACAACUUUAAAAUUUUUAUUUCAGUACGGUAUAAGUAAAAUUCAUAUCACACUUCCAAAAACAUUAAAUUACUUUGAUUGUAUAUUUUAUUAUUUUAUUCAACUAUACUCUUA